GAGGUCGAAAAAGGGAGCGCUUUCUCUCUCGCGAGAGCGCUGUAAGCUGGCCUUUCAGAAAAAACACUGGAACAGAUCGCCCGACUUCCCAAAUAGUGGGUUAAAGGAUGGAGUCACAAACCAAUGAAAGGAAUGAGGAGGUGGGAUCACUGCUUUUACCGCGCUAGAAGUACCGUUACAGGGCAGACUUUUUGUCCAAUCAACGCCUCCAGACUUUGGGUCAGGUGACCCUAGAGUGCGAGGGGCGGAGCUACAGCCUGGCGCGAGGAACCGUUAAGAUGGACAACGAAUAUAACCAAUGAAGUACACCGACUAGGGCGUUGGGAACCCAAUAACAUUGGUUGGGCGGGCGCCUUUCCGGAGCGCGGGGAGAUGUAAAGACAGACAAAUCAUUUUCCCAAUGAGACUGUAGAAGAGAGGAGCUAAUUGACCAAUGAGGACUGUGGGGCGGGAGCCUUCGCCGCGGCGGAGUCCAAGAUGGCGGCGUGCGGUUCCGCUGUGUGAAACGAGCGCGGGGCGGCGGGUUAAUCAUCUCCGCGGAGACGACCUCCGACGACCCGCAACAAUGAAGGGAAAAGAGCGCUCCCCAGUCAAGCCCAAACGCUCCCGUGGUGGUGAGGACUCGACUUCCCGCGGGGAGCGGAGCAAGAAGUUAGGGGGCUCUGGUGGCAGCAAUGGGAGUAGCAGCGGAAAGACCGACAGCGGCGGCGGUUCGCGGCGCAGCCUUCAUCUGGACAAGUCCAGCAGCCGAGGUGGCAGCCGCGAGUAUGACACUGGUGGGGGCAGCUCCAGUAGCCGCUUGCAUAGUUACAGCUCCCCAAGCACCAAAAAUUCCUCGGGCGGGGGCGAGUCGCGCAGCAGCUCCCGGGGUGGAGGCGGGGAGUCACGUUCCUCUGGGGCCGCCUCCUCAGCUCCUGGCGGCGGGGACGGCGGGGAAUACAAGACACUGAAGAUAAGCGAGUUGGGGUCCCAGCUGAGUGACGAAGCGGUGGAGGACGGACUGUUUCACGAGUUCAAACGCUUCGGUGAUGUAAGUGUCAAAAUCAGUCAUCUCUCGGGUUCCGGCAGCGGGGAUGAGCGAGUAGCCUUUGUGAACUUCCGGCGGCCAGAGGACGCGCGGGCGGCCAAGCAUGCCAGAGGCCGCCUAGUGCUCUAUGACCGGCCGCUGAAGAUAGAAGCAGUGUAUGUGAGCCGGCGCCGCAGCCGCUCCCCUUUAGACAAAGAUACUUAUCCUCCGUCUGCCAGCGUGGUCGGGGCCUCUGUAGGUGGUCACCGGCACCCCCCUGGAGGCGGUGGAGGCCAGAGAUCGCUUUCCCCUGGUGGCGCAGCCCUGGGAUACAGAGACUACCGGUUGCAGCAGUUGGCCCUUGGCCGCCUGCCCCCUCCACCUCCACCACCAUUGCCCCGUGAGCUGGAGAGAGAGCGAGACUACCCGUUUUAUGAAAGAGUGCGCCCAGCUUACAGUCUUGAGCCAAGGGUGGGAGCUGGAGCGGGUGCUGCUCCUUUCAGAGAAGUGGAUGAGAUCUCACCCGAGGAUGAUCAGCGAGCUAACCGGACGCUUUUCUUGGGCAACCUAGACAUCACUGUGACAGAGAGUGAUCUAAGAAGGGCUUUUGACCGCUUUGGAGUCAUCACAGAAGUAGACAUCAAGAGGCCGUCUCGGGGCCAGACCAGUACCUAUGGUUUUCUCAAGUUUGAGAACCUAGACAUGUCUCACCGGGCCAAACUAGCAAUGUCUGGCAAAAUUAUAAUUCGGAAUCCUAUCAAAAUUGGUUAUGGGAAAGCUACACCCACCACCCGCCUCUGGGUGGGUGGUCUGGGACCUUGGGUGCCUCUUGCUGCCUUGGCUCGAGAGUUUGACCGAUUUGGCACCAUCCGCACCAUAGACUACCGCAAAGGUGAUAGUUGGGCGUAUAUCCAGUACGAAAGCCUAGAUGCAGCUCAUGCUGCCUGGACCCACAUGCGUGGCUUCCCACUCGGGGGCCCAGAUCGACGCCUUAGAGUAGACUUUGCAGACACAGAGCAUCGAUACCAGCAGCAAUAUCUGCAGCCUCUGCCUUUGACUCAUUAUGAAUUGGUGACGGAUGCUUUUGGACAUCGGGCACCUGACCCUUUGAGGGGUGCUCGGGAUAGGACACCACCGUUGCUAUACAGAGAUCGUGAUAGAGACCUUUAUCCUGAUUCUGAUUGGGUGCCACCCCCGCCCCCAGUCCGCGAACGCAGCACUCGGACUGCAGCUACUGCUGUGCCUGCCUAUGAGCCACUGGAUAGCCUGGAUCGCAGGCGAGAUGGCUGGUCCUUGGACCGGGACAGAGGUGAUCGAGAUCUGCCCAGCAGCAGAGACCAGCCUAGGAAGCGAAGGCCACCUGAGGAGAGCGGGGGCCGGCACCUGGAGAGGUCCCCUGAGAGCGACCGUCCCCGAAAGCGUCACUGUGCUCCUUCUCCCGACCGCAGUCCAGAAUUGAGCAGUAGCCGGGAUCGCUACAACAGUGACAAUGAUCGAUCUUCCCGUCUUCUUCUCUUGGAAAGGCCCUCUCCAGUCAGAGACAGACGAGGUAGUUUGGAGAAGAGCCAGGGUGACAAGCGGGACCGUAAAAACUCUGCAUCAGCUGAACGGGAUAGGAAGCACCGGACAGCUGCUCCCACUGAGGGAAAAAGCCCUCUGAAAAAAGAAGACCGGUCUGAUGGGAGUGCACCCAGCACCAGCACUGCUUCCUCGAAGCUGAAGUCCCCUUCCCAGAAACAGGAUGGUGGGACAGCCCCUGCAGCCGCAGCCUCUCCCAAACUCUGUUUGGCCUGGCAGGGCAUGCUUCUGUUGAAGAACAGCAACUUUCCUUCCAACAUGCAUCUGUUGCAGGGUGACCUCCAGGUGGCUAGCAGUCUUCUUGUGGAGGGCUCAACCGGAGGCAAAGUAGCCCAGCUCAAGAUCACUCAGCGUCUUCGUUUGGACCAGCCCAAGUUGGAUGAAGUAACUCGACGCAUCAAAGUGGCAGGGCCCAAUGGUUAUGCCAUUCUUCUGGCUGUGCCUGGAAAUUCUGACAGCAGGUCCUCCUCUUCCUCAGCCACAUCAGACACUGCCACCUCUACUCAGAGGCCACUUAGGAACCUUGUGUCCUAUUUAAAGCAAAAGCAGGCCGCUGGGGUGAUAAGCCUCCCUGUGGGGGGCAAUAAAGACAAGGAAAACACCGGAGUCCUUCACGCUUUUCCACCCUGUGAGUUCUCCCAGCAGUUCCUGGAUUCCCCUGCCAAGGCACUGGCCAAAUCUGAAGAAGAUUACCUGGUCAUGAUCAUUGUCCGUGGUGUCUAAUGCAUGUCAGCAUGAAAUCCUCAUCACUGCUGUGUCAUCCUUUUUGGUUUUCACUAUGCAUUUAUAAACUUUCUUUUUAAGUGUGGAGGUUUUUCUAGGGUUUUUGUUGUUUUUAAACUGGAAAAACUAGCCAUUGUGAUAGAAGGAAGGUACUAGGCUGUGAGCACAAAGGUCCUUGGUGUGCUUGUAGGGAAAAUACCUGAGAUCCUACAAGUUAAGACCUGGUGCUUUUUGCUUUUAAAAACCUGUACUUGCCACACGAAUAUGGAGGAGACACUGUUCCGAAAGUAAUGUGAGUUUGCGGUCUGCGUACGUGGGGUCAAAGUACAGUUUGGUUAGAUACAUUUUUCCAGUUUAAAUACUCUCACUAACCAUUAACUUUUGAAUAUCUUUUGAUAAGAAAGCUGGACAAAUGAUUUUGCUCUUUUAGAGAGUGAAGUCCACGACAUAUAAUUUUACUCUAAAGUGUGGGGUUUUUUUUUCCCCUUUUUCUUUUUUUUCUUUCUUUCCCCUUUUUUUUUCCUCUUUUUUUUUUUUUUUUUUUAAGUUGAUGUGACAACCAACCGAAGAGUACUGUGGUUUUUGCUCCAUGUUUGUUUGAAUCUUUAUCUGACAUGGUGGUUUUUGUUAGGUCUGGGCAAUUUGUGCUUCAGUUUUUUGAAACAAUGGCUUGAUACCAUUUCUAAAUGUAUGUAUUAGAAAUAACUAAUUAUGUUUAGUUUGGUGCUUACUUACAGAGUGCCAUCGUCCAGAUGAAUCUCUUAAUUCGUGUUGCCCAUCCCGCUGCGUAGGUUCCUAAUAUUGUUAAACUAUUUAAGCCUUCAGAAUAGAAUGAAAAGCAAGAGUCUAAAGCUAUCUGGUUCUAAUUCUCGUUAGCCAGAAUUUCAUAAUCUCAAUAUUGGAUGUUCUUUAUAACAACCACUUGUUUCUUUUACUUAAAAAAAAAAAAAUACUCGUUUGGUUGAUUUUUCUGGAACUCAGCUCAAAUGAAUGCAAAGAAAAUUUCUUCAGUAUAUUAUAUAAUGACAUAUUAAGUAUUACUGGUGAAAAACAUAAAGCUAAUUAAGACUUGAGAUCCACAACUUCAAAGUUUAUGGAAAAUUAAGCAAGCAUUCAGCUCCUGGCCAAUUUUUUACUGUUAUUUUGUUAGUUGUAACUGGGAUUCCUAUUAAGCGUUUUCCACACAAAAAUUUAAAUUCCUGGUUUUACAUGUGUGUCUACAUUGUGUAGAUAGAGUUUUCGCUUUAAGGAUUACGUAUUAAAAUGUCCAUCCUCUGGCCGGUAUAAGCUUUUGUUACAUUUUGAAGGUCACAUACUCUGGCCCUUAACUCAGAUCACUUGAGGUACAGUAAGAAAAAUAAGGUGUGUGUUUGUUGCUUUCAGAGCCAAACACUGUUUGGAUUUAUUUUGAAAUGUUAUGAGGAGGUUUUCACUGGCCAUAUUUGUUUUGUUUUUUAAAAUUUGAAAUCCACUUUUUUUAGACCGUGAAAUUGUUCAUUAUGCAAAUUCAGCUUGAACUGCAAUUUGGGUCCAUACAGGGACCAUUCACCGAAACCUCUGUGGUGAUAGAAUUAGGAUCUCCUCUUGAGAAGAGGGCCUUAAUGACCUUUUUAUGUGAAAAGUUUGGGAGAGAACUUCUGGACGAUUUUUUCUGUUUCUGCCACAGUGUUUGGUUUUGAGAUAGCAGUUGGGUAUGAGGACAAGAAGAGAAGUAGGGUGGAGUUGGCCCCGUUAGCAGUCUGCUUCUAGUGAUGUCCCUAAAGGGAGACAAUGAUUUCAGGUAACCACAGUGAACUGUCUAGCUGAGUAAAAAGUUUUAUACGUUUGGUUUAAACAGAGUUGAAAAGUAAAAGUCCUAAAGCGUUCUUUGGGUGUUUAGCAAUUGUCUGUACGAGUGUUUUCUUAAAAUAACAGCGGCUGUCUUUGGUAACCCAGAUGAAGGUGGAUUUUUAAAUGGCUUUGUAUCUUGACCCCUUUCUAUAGCAACAGAGUAGUUCUGUAUUGUUCCAUCUAAAUUACAGAACGAAAACAGAGGGGGUAAAAGUUUGACUCCACCUUUUUUUUAGUUUCAUUUAAGUUCUAUUUAGAAUAUAUUGAUCAUAAAUUGAUUGUAAACUUCCUGUCUUUCUGAAUUUGUUUGAUAUGUUUUACUCAGUUACAUGAGUACAAGGGGUAUUUUCAGUCCUGUAAUCUUCGCUCAGUGGCAGUCCUUAAAAAAGUCCACCCUGUUGUUCUACUUGUUAUUUGUCUAUUCAUACGGUAAACUCAUUCAAGGUAUGUGCCAGUGGGUAUUAUUGGUGCUUUUUGAAGUCAAGCUGGAUUAUCCAGGAAGGUCUUGUUAAUGUUAUGUUCAUCUAUAAUGGCAUAGGGGAAAUAUAUAUAUUUUUAAUAUUGUAAACAUUUGUACUGAAUAACCUUUUUUUCCCCCCCGCAAGCAAAACUGGUGAACUGCGGAUUGAAGAUAUGGAAUUCAAAGCUCUAAUGGACCUUUUUGAAGAGAAGUUAUGGCUUAUGUGGAGUUUACAUGGGCCUCUUGAUGGAAGAAAGCUAAUCUGUUUAGUAUUUGUGCAUUUUACUAAAAUGGCAGCUUAAAGUUGUGUAUCUGCUAUUGUGAUGCCAAUGCCGGUGUUUUAAGUGGAAAAAAAAUGACCUCUUGCUUUGUGCUGUGUACACAAGAUUUCUGGAAAAGUAAAGAAAAACCCUUUUUAUGGCUCACACAGCUUAAAAGUAGCUGUCACUCAAACGUGCGCUCACAGUUGAGCUGCUUUUGUUUUAUUCUAAAUAAAUUGUUUCUUUUGAGGAAAAUGUUUUUCUGCCUGGAAGUGAAUUGACGGCAAACCUUUGACCCCUUUGUUUGCAGCUGAGGGGGUUCUUGCUGCUGCUCAGAUCUUGUAUGUCUUGAGCAAGAAGCAGGGAGACCAUCAUUUUGACUAUCACGGUGUGUCAAUUCUGAAGGAUCACUAGUGUUACUGUGACCCCCUUUGUUUGCAGCGAAGGGGAUCAUUUGCUUCUCGGUCCUCAACUUGAUGAGGAAAUGGUGCUGUUUGCUGGCACGCAAGAAGCCGGGGCAAGCACCGUAAGCCUCACCACAGUGCACGAGUCGGGGGCUUUGCUGGUUUGAAGAGCCGGAGUUGCUGAAAUUUAAGUUUUGAUUUAUUUUGUUCACCCAUCACGUUUGGCCUUAGUUUCAUUUUUAAUUUGAAGAAAAGUUUGAGAUUGCUUUAUCUUGCACUUAACAUUUGCACCAAAUUGCCAAAAGAAGGAGAAAUGCUCCGUUUGCUUUUUAAAUGUUAAUGAUGAUGUUAAUAAAGCCUUUCCUGACA
Prionailurus viverrinus (fishing cat) is the source of this 6630-nucleotide messenger RNA. RefSeq names its product RNA binding motif protein 15 (gene RBM15). The record is from RefSeq and is a predicted model, not a curated record. The coding region runs from base 434 to 3307 and encodes 957 amino acids. The transcript has 2 exons. Gene Ontology annotation, molecular function: mRNA binding. Gene Ontology annotation, biological process: regulation of alternative mRNA splicing, via spliceosome. Lineage: Eukaryota; Metazoa; Chordata; Mammalia; Carnivora; Felidae. Gene Ontology annotation, cellular component: nucleus.